Amphibalanus amphitrite is the source of this 4827-nucleotide messenger RNA. Its product is annotated as mitogen-activated protein kinase kinase kinase kinase 5-like. NCBI's taxonomy places the organism in Eukaryota, Metazoa, Arthropoda, Thecostraca, Balanomorpha, Balanidae. The transcript is spliced from 24 exons. Gene Ontology annotation, biological process: protein phosphorylation. Gene Ontology annotation, molecular function: MAP kinase kinase kinase kinase activity; ATP binding. Bases 155 to 2845 code for a protein of 896 amino acids. The record is from RefSeq and is a predicted model, not a curated record.
UUUAUAGAAUGAUAUAUAAUACAUACAAGUGAAUAUGUAUUACAAGCGAAUAUGAUACAUUAAGAAUGGCAUAGGUAUAUGAUACAUACAAUAAUAAUACAUAAAAUAAUGCCAGGUAUGGCAUAAAGUCCAAUAGUUUCCUGCAGCUAACAAGAUGGCUGGCAAGCAAAAGCUCUGCGCAGACAUAAGUCGCAGAAAUCCUCAGGAAGAUUACGAAGUGAUUCAGCGGAUUGGAAGUGGAACAUAUGGCGAUGUAUACAAGGCCACUCGACUGUCCACCGGAGAACUGGCAGCUAUCAAAGUCAUCAAACUUCAGCCAACGGACGACUUUGGUAUCAUCCAGCAGGAGAUUGUGAUGAUGAAGGACUGCCGGCACGCCAACAUCGUGGCCUACUUCGGCUCGUACCUGCGGAAGGACCGGCUGUGGAUCUGCAUGGAGUUCUGUGGCGGCGGCUCACUGCAGGACAUCUACCACGUGACGGGCCCGCUGAGCGAGCAUCAGAUAGCCUACGUCUGCAAGCAGACCCUGCACGGCCUGUCCUACCUGCACAGCCUGAGCAAGAUGCACAGAGACAUCAAGGGCGCCAACAUCCUGCUGACGGAGGCCGGGGACGUUAAGCUGGCCGACUUCGGUGUCUCGGCGCAGAUCACCGCCACGCUGGGCAAGCGGCAGUCCUUCAUCGGCACGCCGUACUGGAUGGCGCCCGAGGUGGCAGCCGUGGAGCGGAAGGGCGGCUACAACCAGCAGUGCGACGUCUGGGCGGUGGGUAUCACGGCCAUCGAGCUGGCCGAGCUGCAGCCGCCCAUGUUCGACCUGCACCCCAUGCGCGCCCUCUUCCUCAUGUCCAAGUCGGGCUUCAAGCCGCCACAGCUGCGCGAGCGCUCGCGCUGGUCGUCCGCCAUGCACUCCUUUGUGAAGGUGGCGCUCACUAAGAACCCCAAGAAGCGGCCGACGGCCGAACGGCUGCUGGAGCACCCGUUCGUGACGGGCGGCCACCUGCAGCAGCGGCUCAUGUGCGAGCUGCUGGACAAGGUGCGCAGCCCCAGCCGACUGGCCGUCUUCGCGCUGGAGGAGCCCGACGACGAGGGGGUGGCCAAUGUACCUCAGCGGAUCGCCUCCCGCCAGCCGACAGGCGCUCGCCGCCGCUCCCGCUCCCAGGGCCGCUUGGGGAGCAGCUCGCUGGACCGCUCUGCGGGCCGCGCGGUGCGGGACCCGGCGCUCCUGGAGGCGCCGUCCGACCAGCAGUCAGCCGAGGGCGCGCCGGGCCGGCCCGGAGACCAGGCCGUCUUCCAGUGGAGUGCCGUCUACGCAGACGCCGGCAGCAAGAGUUUGUUGCAAUAUAUAGACGACGAAUUGCGGACAAGAGGCCACACGGCCAGACUGGCCGAGCCGAGUGGGCUCCACGACUCCUCCAAAGGGGGCACGCUGACGCCGCACAGCUGUGGAGCGGCCUCUGAUGCGCCGCCGGACGACCACGAGGACGAGGAGCCACCAGGCGGGGAGGCGACUCUGCGCCGUCGCCACAGUACGGCCGGCCGCCAGGAGCAGGAGGCCGCCGCCGGCCCGGCCGCACUGACGCCGGCGCACCGGGGCCGCUCCCUGUCCGACGGCGACACCAUCAGCGCCGCGGGCGGCGACGACCGACGUGCCGACGGCGGCCCGGUGCCCCCGCCGCGGCGCCGGCAGCGCUUCCGCAAGACCACCCAGCCGCGGCCCGUGUCCUAUGGCCUGCCGCCCACUCCCAAGGUGCUCAUGGGAGCCUGCUUCUCAAAGGUGUUUAACGGCUGCCCGCUGCGCAUCACGUGCACGGCCACCUGGAUCCACCCGCUGACGCGCGACCAGCACGUGCUGGUGGGCGCCGCCGAGGGUGUCUACACGCUCAACCUGAACCAGCUGCACGAAGCCACCAUGGAGCAGCUGUUCAACCGGCGCACCACCUGGAUGGUGGUCGUCAAGGACGUACUGAUGACCCUCUCAGGUCUGAAGAGUCCCUGUCUGUACCGUCACGACCUGCUAGCGCUGCACAGUCGGCAGUUCAACCGGUUCUCCCUCAGCGUCAACAGGAUACCGGAGAAACUGGUGCCCAGGAAGUUCGCCAUGACCACCAAGGUGCCCGACACAAAGGGCUGCGAGCGCUGCUGCGUGGCUAGGAACCCGUACAACGGCUACAACUACCUGUGCGGCGCGCUGCCGGCCGGCCUGUUCAUCAUGCAGUGGUACGACCCGCUCAACAAGUUCCUGCUGCUCAAGCUGCACGAGUGUCGGGUGCCUGCGCCGCUGUCGGUGUUUGAGAUGGUCAUCAGUGCGGAGUCGGAGCUGCCGCUGAUCUGCACCGGUGCGCGCAGCACCGGCCGGCCCGACACCGUCCGGCUGGACGUCAUCGACCUGAACGCCACCAGCUCGUGGUUUGUGGACGGCCGGGAGGAGGAGGAGGAGGCGGACGCGCCGGCCGCCGAGCCCGAGGGCCCGCCGGUGUCGGCCGUCAUCCAGAUGGACAAGGACGCCGUGCUGGUGGCCUGUCGAGACACGGUCCGGAUAGUGGACCUAGAAGGGAAACCAAAGAGUGCAAGAGGCCAGGUGUCCGAGCUGAAGUUUGACUUCACCGUAGAUAGUGUUGUGAUUCUGGCCGACAGUGUGCUGGCGUUUCACCCGCACGGCGUGCAGGGCCGCAGCCUGGUCACCGGCGAGGUCACCCAGGAGAUCACCGACACCACGCGCGUCUACCGGCUCCUCGGCAACGACCGGGUGAUCACCGUGCAAAGCGUGCCGGCCAGCGACCCCGACCAGACGGCCUCCGACAACAAGAACCUGUAUAUCCUCACCGGCCACGAGGCCAUGUACUGAGAGCGACACGGCCCGGCCGAGGCAGUGAAGGGCCGCGUGCAAACGCUGGCUGUGUGGGCGCGCGGCGGGGCCGAGCUUAGGACUGUUUUUAGCCGGCGCUGCUGUUUUCCACUGGUGACGGGGCGCCAGUGCCGUCCCGAUAUUGCGGGCGGCCCUGACAUUGUGCAGUGCAACGCGCGCCAGUCGCUCGGCGUGCCCUCCAAUGUGUUUUACAGUGGCCGAGUGGUGUAAUCGGUGUGACUUUUGUGGUCUGUUACGCUGUAGUUGCUACCACAGCCAGGCCUGGGAUGGGGGCGGUCGUUCAGACCUUUAUCGGGGACGGCGCCGCCGUGCGUGUGUCAAUCUAAUCGUGUCUCGGAGGAGGGCGGCUGCGUUGGGCGGCGUCCGAUAUACCGUGUGCAGUCAGCGGCGCAGUGUGAGCCGACCCGGCUCACCCCCGUCUCGGGUAGGUCGCUCUCCGCAGCCUCCCAAAUCAACAUCAAACCAUAUUAUCGUGAUGUCCAUCAGAAAUGUGAUAACUACUGUGCUGUCGCUCACAUCUGUGCGGGUGUCUCCAGUGCAUUUUCGUGUCGUAGCCGACGGCCGCACCAUCAGCCCCUCCCCGGACUCCCGGACAGUGUGUGCGACUCCGGACUCCUGGACAAUGUGUGUGUGUGUGUGUGUGUGUGUGUGUGUGUGUGUGUGUGUGUGUGUGUGUGUGUGUGUGUGUGUGUGUGUGUGUGUGUGUGUGUGUGUGUGUGUGUGUGUGUGUGUGUGUGUGUGUGUGUGUGUGUGUGUGUGUGUGUGUGUGUGUGUGUGUGUGUGUGUAGGUGUGUGUGUGUGUGUGUGUGUGUGUGUGUGUGUGUGUGUGUGUGUGUGUGUGUGUGUUUGUGUGUGUGUGACUCCGGACUCCUGGACAGUGUGUGACUCCGGACUCCUGGACAGUGUCUGUGUUUCUGACGACGGGACGGACUCCUGGACAGUGUGUGUGACUCCGAACUCCUGGACAGUGUGUGUGACUCCGGACUCCUGGACAGUGUGUGCGACUCCGGACUCCUGGACAGUGUGUGUUUCUGACGACGGGACGGACUGCUGGACAGCGUGUGUGACUCCGAACUCCUGGACAGUGUGUGUGCCUCCGGACUCCUGGACAGUGUGUGUGACUCCGGACUGCUGGACAGUGUGUGUGUUUCUGACGACGGGACGGACUCCUGGACAGUGUGUGUGACUCCGGACUGCUGGACAGUGUGUGCGACUCCGGACUGCUGGACAGUGUGUGUGUUUCUGACGACGGGACGGUGUCUGCGGUUCUGACGGCGGGACGGGCGGCUGACAAACGGGCCGUAGAUCACCGCCGAGGUGUACUGGCGCUCCGGAACCCUCCCUAACGACGCGGCGCGCAAAUGGUACCGCUUGCAGUCUGGUGCCAUUUGGAUAAUGUAUGGCCAUAGCAGAUGGUGCGGCGGCCUGCGAUCAGCGAGGUUAUCCGGGCGCCUCCGCACGCCGCUCCCCACCGGCCGGUCGAGGAGCGGCGCGCUAAUCCCACACAGGGACCAUCCAGCCGUCAUCCGCUGGAGCUGGGCGCCGUCCGGCGUGCUCCGCCCUGCUUUGUAUCAUUCUCUGUCAACUAGCAUUCCGUGUCGAAUCAUUCCAUCUGCCCAUUAACGCUGUUGAUUUCGCGUAUUAUUUAACCUCAUCAUUCCUCCCUAAUGUGAGUGCAUUACUUUUGUCAUUAUUUUACUGCGCUCGAUUGAUUUGGGGUACCAUACGAGCGGCGCCUGAGCUGGGGUACGGGACGGGCUGGGCGGGCGGCUGAGCUGGGGUACGGGACGGGCUGGGCGGGCGGCUGUGUGCCAGUGGCCACUGUGGUGGGACGGCGCUGCUUAGUACGGUACCUGUGCCCGUGCCCGGGGAGCUGGGGCCGGGCAGCCGUCCAUUGGCCGCACCGCCUCGGGCAGCUGCUGUGAUGGCCGAACGGAUAAUAUACAUGGUGUGUGAUUGGA